Argiope bruennichi is the source of this 4647-nucleotide messenger RNA. It is a transcript of the gene Rab3-GAP, whose product is annotated as rab3 GTPase-activating protein non-catalytic subunit-like. The transcript has 32 exons. The record is from RefSeq and is a predicted model, not a curated record. Bases 122 to 4282 code for a protein of 1386 amino acids. Lineage: Eukaryota; Metazoa; Arthropoda; Arachnida; Araneae; Araneidae. Gene Ontology annotation, biological process: regulation of GTPase activity.
ACCGUGUGUUGUGUUAUGAAAAUGUUACUUCAUGAAUCGUAGUAAUUGUUUUUCCAAUGUUGAUAAAUAUUUCAAAGCAUUACUCUCUUAUUAAUUAAAUUUCAGAAGUCAACAGUGCAUUAUGUCUUGUCAUUUAAGUAAACGUGCUGUGUUAUCUAACAUUCGGUCUCUUAAAUCUGCUCUUAAAUUUGGUGACGAAUCUGUAACUCCUGAUAACUAUUCAGUAGAGUCAUGGAAUAAUGACUGGGACUUUGAAGAUCCUUUUGAAGGGAAAGGAACAGAAGCUAUCAAACUAAAAGGUGGAGAACAAUCAUGGAUGCAAGAGUGUGUGGCAUCUUUGUCACCCAUGGUAGAUGUUUUAGCUUUAGGACAUCUACAGCAGGCAGUAUUCUUUACUUCAAAAUGGGAUGCUGCUGAAGAAAGUGAAGUCAAAUUAAAAUUUGUUCCUUUAUUUGAAGGUAAACUGUCUGCUGAAAAAGAUGAAAACAUUACUAGUAUACUUUGUUUACCAUUGGCAUCACAGAAAAGAAGUCUACAAGGAGGUCCUGACUGGACUUGUAUUAUUGUUGGUUUCUCUUCUGGCUACAUACGAAUAUAUACAGAGAAUGCUGAACAGUUGUUAUCACAAAAAUUUCAUGAUGAACCUGUAGAACAUUUAAAAUGUAAAACUCAUGUGCCUAAUCAUUUUUCAAAUUAUUCCGACCAGCCUGAUGAGCUUGUUAUUGUGUUUUCCACUGUUGUUGUUACUGUUGAUGGUUUUGGACUCUUUCAAACUUUGCGUGCAUGUAGGAAUCAGCUUGCAAGAGCAACUGCUGGCAGGCAAGAAAUUGUUCAGCCACCUCCUUUGACUUACAAGAAAUGGGGCUUUCAUGAACAUGAUAAACUCAUAGAUUGUGAAGCUGCAGGUGUUAUGACUACAACACAAUUUGAUCAUCUUGUCACAGAAUCUGUGCGCAAAGGCUUUUAUGGUGCUGUAAAACCUGCAGCUCCAUCUAAUUCCCUAUUGAUGACAACUGGAUGCAAUCCAUAUGUUGGAUAUUAUCAUGCAUCUGAAGGUAGUAGUCAGCAAUUUUUGGCUGAAGUAGUUCAUGCUGUUGCUUCAAAACUUAUGAAUUUUAUUUCAAGUUAUAGUGCUGGUGGAAUUGUUGGUGGAUUGAUGGGAUUCAAUCAACCUAAAGUUCAAAAACCAGUUCCUAAAAUUGAGCCUGCUACAGUUUUGCCUUUGAGAUUUGGGCUGUAUGAUAAAAGGAGGCAAGGCACUUCAAUAUAUUUGUCACCCAACAAAUGUUUGGCUGCUGUUACAGAUGCUUUUGGUAGAGUUAUCUUGUUUGAUGUUUUUAAGGGAACUGCUGUUCGUAUGUGGAAAGGAUAUCGAGAUGCUCAGUGUGGCUGGGUAGAGGUUGAGGAUGAUGUAAUGAAAGAUAAAAGUGACCCUGCAAAGAAAAUCAGAAGGGUAUUCUUUCUUGUAAUUUAUGCACCUCGACGAGGAAUAUUAGAGGUUUGGUGUUCCCAACAAGGGCCUAGAGUUGCAGCUUUUAAUGUAGGAAAAUCAGGAAGAUUAUUUUGUCCUGGAUACACAAUAGUUGGUGGAAAUUUCUCUACUGCUCUAAUGAAGGAUCGUUUAUGCUCAUGUUAUUUCCUGGAUGUUGACGGCAUUCUGAAAAAAAUAAUUGUGCCUUUUCAUUUAAUUUUGAGUGAGAAAAAUAGCAAACGAGCUCGUGAUAUGCAUUUACUGCGGGAGCUCAAGAUGGCUCUUAAAAACACUACCAAAGGAAAAUCAUUUGAAAUAAUAAAAAUUUUAAGAGACAUGAGAAUAUCUACCACACGUAUACAAGCUUUAGAUAAUAUCUUGAAUAGUCGUCAUUCCACUCCUGAAUUAGUAGAAGAAGUUGUUACUGCCCUUUUGAAUCACCUACAAAAACAAGAUCAGUUGCAGAUGGACAAUGAUGCAAAAUUAUUGCAGCAAUAUUGUGCUAGAACUUUACAACUUUUAAAACUAUAUAACACAAUGAAUGAUAUAAAUACUAAAUCUGUUGAAGCUUUGCCUGAAACAGUAGAAGAAUCUGUUGAUAUACAGUCAUAUUCUACCAGCCUCUGCAUUUCAGAAUUUGAAGUUGGGCGCAUUUUAUCUUUAGUUACUCUCCAUCAAGAGAUAGUUCCUGUGCUUAGACGCCAAGUUCGCUUCUCUGAUGAUAGCACUUCAGAAUUGUCCUUUUCAGAUUUUGUCACUUGUUUUGUUGCUUAUAAUAGUCAUCAGGUAAAAUCUGAGGGAGAAAUUCUAAAGAAUCUACCCAUUGACUUGAAUUCUAAAAUUUCUGACAAGAGCAUUGAAUCUUUAGGCGGAUUUUUGUUCCACUCAUCUGUUCAUGGUGGAUCAUAUUUUAGCACACUUCAGGCAGCUUUAAGAGAUAGUGGAAUCCUUCCAGAAAAACUACUUAUGCUACUUCUGAAACAUUGGGUUUCUGAUGCAGGAUUCUGUCCGAGUCCUGAUAAAUGGAUCAACCUGCAACAAGUAAUGAAGCAUAUCAGUUCAUUAAGUGAUCCCAAAUUGGUGAGUUCUGAUUCAGACCAUGUUUCACCAUGGUGGGCUGCUGUCCGAGAAGCUUUGCACAAAGCUACUGGCAAUGUUGCUGCGUAUAUUGGAGCUGUCGUUGCUCGCUCUGUAUCCGUCAUCAUGGCAGCCUCUUUCAGUGUUGAGCACAAAAAAACUAAUGAAGAAAAAAAAGAUAAAGAAAAUGAGGAAAGUGGGGACAGUGAUUGGGAAGCAGUAUCUCUUGAUUUGGAGCAUUGGAAUCUUCUAGUCAAACAGUUGGAAGAUGUCUUGAUGCUGAAUAUACUCUUAAAAAGUCAACCUUAUGGAAAGGCUAUUGUGAAAGAUGUGAACAUAUCUAUUGAGACUCUUUUAAAUGGAGGCCAAGGUUCUGUGACUGAUCUUAUUGCAGUGUGGGCAGUUUCUGUUGGUUUAGAACCUGAGAUGUUAUCUUCUUUCUUAUCUGAAACUAAUUUGGAUAAUGGAUCUGUUCUUCAUAAAUUUUUAGAUGAUAAAUCAGAUUCUAGGUCUUUAAAUAUUGUUAAAGGACUUCUGAGUGAUAUUCGCAGAAAAUUCCCUUAUAGUCUGAAUCACGAUGCUCUUCUUGCCAACUGUGGCUGGGAGCAUCUUAUGCAGUGGAGUAAAAAUAAGGACACUGUGGCACAUCUUGAGCAAGCAUUGAGCUGCUUGAAUUUAGUACAAAGUUCCAUAAUUAAAAAUGGAUUUGCUGCUAUGAUGUGGAAAACAUUCAUUUUGAAGACAUUUGAAGCCACAGCUCAUCUUAUGGAAAAAGUUGGUAAAACGCCAAAAGAGAGACUUUGUCGAAAGGAGCUGGAAAUGACAGAUGGGCAUUUAGAAAACUUUUUAGAAUUCUGUUGUCAAAUUUUGAAUAUUAUAUUAGAAUCUAAUGUUCCAGCUGAAGUAGAAGAUCAUCCCAAUUUCCCUGUGGAGAAUUUUUGGCAUGGCCACGAGAACACUGGUCACCCACCUUUGAUUGCAAUGGCCUUAAAUCAAAAAUCUUGUAGUAAUCAUCAAGUUUAUUUUCACCUGAUGCUGGCUAAUGUUUUGCAUUUGAUUGUAACAUUUCAGAUGAAAAAUAUUAAACCACUUGGAUUAUUUAGCACAAUGGGACGGAAAGCAUUCUUUCGGGAGUUAACCUUCCACAUUCAGGAGUCUGCAGAGCGAGAGGAGCAAGGUUUGAGCACUUCUCGUAAUCAAUUUCUACUUCGAGCUACAGCUGCAGUUGUGCAGAGUUUACCCGAGAUUGAUCCUCAGUGUGAGAAUUCUGUGGAUCAGGCAGAUUAUCCUGCUGCCAGUAGAAAGUUUAGCUGCAUUCUAGAUCUUGCUCGAGCCUGGGAGCUGGAUCUGGAUGAAAUCAGGAGACACUAUGUGUGUGAACUCUAUUCAGGAGGUCAAGAUCUGCUGGCACAAGAAGUGAAAUCUGCAGUUGUUGACAAAGCUCUCCUUUCUUCUCAACUGCUUCUUCUGGUUGGACAGAGGAUUCAUAAGAUUAUUUUUGACAGUCCCAACCCUGCUGGAAGGUUGGGUUGCCUCACACCUGAUGUUGUUUCAUUUCUUAAUAAACUGGGUGAUAUGCCAUUGCGUUGUAGCAAUGUACCUCUUUCUACAACUUCUAUUCUCGUUGACCAAAUUCUGGCUUACUUGCCAGAAGAGAGCCGAGAACAUAAAUUGGCCACUGGAAUUAGAGACUCUCUACCAAAUUUAAUGCAGAUGGUUUCUAAGUCUUCUUGAUAAUAGGUUGAAAAUGGCAUCCUAAUUACUUAUUAGUUUUAAAAUAUUGAUGAAAUAUCAAUACAGCUUGUAAAAAAGAAUGAGAAAAAAGAGUGUUAUUUUAUUGUAUUUACAUCUCAGAAUUUUAUUAAUUGUUGUGUGUAAAUAUUUAUAGAUGAUAAUUUUGAGGGCUGGAUUUAAACUAGAAAGAACAGCUUGUAAUUUUUUUUUUUUCCUUUUUGUUAAAAUUUUAUUAACAUUCUUUGGAUUCUGGAUGUUUUAAAUUACUGCAAAUGUUUUUUAUGUGAAAAAUCAGUUCUUAGUUUGUAUUUAUUAAUUAGUUCUUAUAAAUAUUGUCGAUUUUACUAAAUUUAUCAGUGUGCUAA